CUAGCACAGCAGUUCGUGCUGCUGGAGCAUAGUGCUGAAGCAAAUGCACUUGUCAGUGAAGUUCGCUGUCAAGAUAAAGCAACAUAUCCUGUAAAGCAGGGUUUUAGUUCACCGUUUUGUGCUAUUUAGCAUAGCUUAACUUUUAGGACCAUGGCUGCCAAAAUUUUGCCUGUAGUCAAGUUUGCAACAAAACUUACCCUUGCAGGUGGCGCCCUUUAUGUUGCCUAUGAUUCAGGGCUUCUUGGAAAUGGUAAAGAGGGAUCUGUCGCCUUGGGACGAGCUAAAGAUGCCUUCCCACCUGCUGUGGAGGAGUGGAUGAAGUAUUUCGGCUUCCAGCUUCCUGCCACGCCCAAAAUUGAGUUCUCACCACUGGAUGCAUGGAACUCAGGGGUCCAGAAGUCUUUCCAUGCCCUAUCAGUCGCCCCGUCCACAGCUAGUGACUACACCAAACAAGGCCUCCAGUACGUUAAAGACCUCACAAAAUGAGCAUUUACAACUUUAAAACGAGUAAAAGUUGCUAUUUGAAACAUUUCAGUGGAUGAGACUUACUCACUUCAAGAAUAUGUGCAUAUAUGUCACAGACUAAAUUCCGUUUUGAGGAACAAAAAGUAGAAUGAUUAAAAAAUAUGAAUAUAAUAAUGGUAUUGUUUAUUCAGUUUUUUUCCCCUUUGGUAACAGUUGUAAAGCUUUGAGAGGAGUCAAAAAUAAUUUGAAGAUCAUAAUAUAAGUGUUAUCUAUAUGUGUAUUGUUAUUCAAGUCUCUUA
Carassius auratus (goldfish) is the source of this 764-nucleotide messenger RNA. RefSeq names its product MICOS complex subunit MIC13-like. The record is from RefSeq and is a predicted model, not a curated record. Gene Ontology annotation, biological process: cristae formation. The transcript has 4 exons. Gene Ontology annotation, cellular component: MICOS complex; mitochondrial crista junction. Bases 151 to 486 code for a protein of 111 amino acids. Lineage: Eukaryota; Metazoa; Chordata; Actinopteri; Cypriniformes; Cyprinidae.